This is a messenger RNA of Sphaerulina musiva SO2202, 4593 nucleotides long. RefSeq lists its product as uncharacterized. Lineage: Eukaryota; Fungi; Ascomycota; Dothideomycetes; Mycosphaerellales; Mycosphaerellaceae. Bases 199 to 4350 code for a protein of 1383 amino acids. The transcript has a single exon. The record is from RefSeq and is a predicted model, not a curated record.
CAAUCUCGCGCUUCAUAAUCACGCUGCAAGUCGCGUCUGCGUGGCUGCCGCGCCAAUCCACAGGCUAUGCGCCUGCGGCAGUGAAAUUACGUGCAUGAGGCGGAAGCUCGUCUCAUAUCGUCGUCGACAUCCACUUCAUCUCGACUCGCCUACGCCGCCACCACAAACACCUGACGACCGAGUGGAAGACUCCUCACGAUGCCGGCUCAGCGACCACGGGCGUCGUUCGAGCCCAUCGCGCCGAAUUUCGACCUCAAAGCUCUCGUCGAAUCCACAGCGAAUUUCACAUAUGUCGACCGAAUUUCUUGCGAAAUGAUCGAAGCGCAAGGCAUGGCCGCCUUUGAGAAGCUCAUCUUGCUGCAUGUCAUCGUUGGAGGCAAGCCAUUGGUCAUCGAUGGAUUUGAGGAGAAACUGGACCCAUGGACAUUUACGCCGAAAUGGCUGCGCGACAAUUGCGGCGAGAAGGUCGAGAACGCUCGCAACUUGACUGCGAAGGAGAACCUCCCUCUGACCAUGGGACACUAUCUGAAGAACAUGGGCUUGCUCACCAAUCAGUUCUUCGACAAGCCUGGGGCGUAUAAGGAAAAGACUCGCCAGAGAGUGUAUCUGAAGGAUAUCGACUGUCCUCCGGUGUGGUGGGACAAGCUGAAAGAUCAUCUGCCUGCUGCUGUGACGUACCUGAACGAUAGUACGGGAGAGAUCGGUGGGCCUGGCGCAAAGCCAGAUCCCCAGAGCACAGUGCCUGGACGAAGGCUGGGCAAAGGUAUCGCCAGAGCUGGCGACUUGAUGAGCUCUCUGCCUCCUGAUAUGAGAGCAGAGAACUUGAUGUGCUACAUUGGACAUGAAGGGACAUAUACCCCCGCGCAUCGGGAGAUGUGUGCUUCGCUGGGACAGAAUAUCAUGGUAGAAGCGUCGGGCACCGUGUCCGAUGAUGGUAAGGCGGAGAAACCUGGAUCCUCCAUCUGGUUCAUGACAGAGUCCAAGGACCGUCACGCUGUUUCGGAGUACUUCCUGUCAAUUCUUGGCCAUGACAUAGAAGUGGAGAAUCACUUUGCUCAGGUUGUGGCGUGGAAGAAGGCACCCUUCUCGGUUUAUGUCGUGGAGCAGAGACCAGGAGAUUUCAUUCUCAUUCCUCCUCUAGCGCCACACCAAGUCUGGAAUCGAGGCACGCGAACAAUGAAAGUGGCCUGGAAUCGUACUACUGUUGAGACGCUCGAAAUGGCACUCAAUGAGGCUAUCCCUCGAAGCAGGAUCGUCUGCAGAGAUGAGCAGUACAAGAACAAGGCUAUCAUCUACUACACAUUGCAGAAGUAUCACAGCCUGCUCUUGGAUGCGCAGCGGCAAGCGAGCCUGAUGCCGAGAGACGCCGCUCAUUCGUUUUUGUACACCGGUAAGAUCAAGCAACUGACGAAAGACUUCAAGCGCCUGUUCGGACUGUAUAAGCAAAUUCUUCUUACCGAGAUGUUCUCGCCCGAGGAUCGCGACUCUCCCAAGAACCUAGAGUACCUGCCCUUCGACAGUAACGUCACAUGUGCUUACUGCAGAGCCAACAUCUUCAAUCGCUUCUUGACUUGUCCCUGCUGCAAAGACAUGCUAGGGCACAAUGCGGAUACUGAAGAUGGUGAUCCAUACGAUGUGUGUAUGGAUUGUUACGCCAUGGGGCGUUCAUGUUACUGCAUCAGUGGCCUGAAAUGGGUUGAACAAUUCAAGUGGAAAGAACUGGUGAGCAAGUAUGAGGUGUGGAGAAAGGUGAUUAUUGAUCUGGAUGGUGGUCAGAUCACCAGCAAGACACCAGUCCCGCUUAUAGAAGAGCGUAGACGCUAUGGCAAGAAGACUCUAGCCGAAGUUUGCAAAGAUCAGCUCAGGCGCCGCCCGUUCAAGGAUCCUCACAAGUCGGAUGAGCCAAAGGAGGACACUGAAUCAGAAGAGGAGAUUGAGGUCGGUGAUGACGGGACUGUGAAGAAGGUGACCAAGAAAAAGAGCAAGUCGUGGCUGAAGAACAACAAGGCCUGCCACAUUUGCUGCCACCGACACCCGGCCUGGAAGAUGGCGCAGUGCACAACUUGUGAUCGUGCUUGGUGCUAUGGGUCGCUCUUCCGUGGCUGGGACAAGAUGCCGCUAGAGAUUAUGGAGAACCCCGAUUGGUCAUGCCCACAUUGUCUGGAAGUCUGCUUUGCAGGUGCCUGCCGCCGCGAAGGGAAGAUGAUUCCUUACGAGCCGAAAGGUACUCUGCUUGGUCACGAUACUAAAAAAGUGGCCGAUGUCCGCAGCGUGGAAGUUUUAGUCGAUUUCUCUGUCAGCAAUCUCAAUUGGUUGAAAGAGGACGAACAGGGCAACAAGAUCGAGUCGCGCCGCAUGCAGAAAGCAAGGCAAGCAGGAGCCGACCUAGGAGAAAACAUGAACGAACUGCGACGAGAUCUAGAGAGGAGCGAUGAUGACGGCGGCGUCGACGGGACCCAACUCGAAAUGGAGUACUCCCCGGUCAGAGACGGCCCUCUGGAUCCGGCGCUCGGCGGGGACGCCAUCCCAUCCGGCAGCCGUCACAUAAUGAGUGGCGGGUUGGGAGAUUUGGACGAUGAGGCAGCUCUUGCGCGAAGGCUACAGCUUGCGAACGCCUCUUUGCCAGGAUCUGCUGGCAAAGUGGCCAAGUCGGCUGUUAAUGGCGGCGUGCCAGAGGGCUAUGCUCCUCUUACUGCUGCGGGCUACGCAGGCUACGCACCCGAGGCGAGCAUGUAUCCCGAUCCCGAUGGUGGAGCUUCAUACCACUACCCUGGACAGAACGGCGACGAUGACGAAACGCCAGGCACUGGUAAGAGAGACAAGGGGAAGAAACGCAAGAAUCGCAAGAGUGGCGAGGCCGAUGAUGACGACGAGGACAUUGCCAUGUCAAAAGCGCCAAAGCAGAAGAAGCCACGCCUACAAGCUGCUGGCUUUCGAUCCCAAGAUCUUGCUGAGGAGGCGACAGGUGCAUCAGCGUCGAAGGCGAAAAACGAGGCUCAGCGACAGUUCGAGAAGGAGAAGGAGCGGAAAGCAUUGGAAAAAGCUAAAGCGGAGGGGCGCUUCAUUAUGCUGCAAGCUGCGAUCAAAGGCAAAAAGCGUAUCGUCAGACUACCUAUUCCCGGCAAUCGGCUGGGGCAAGUCAUUGCACAGCAAGCUGCUAAAGCCGCCUUUACUACUGCCCAUGGGCCUGAAGCUGAUGCCGAACAUGAGAUGGAAGAUGGCGCAGAUGAGGAUGAAGAUCAGCACGGUCUGCUGCUGAAGUCCGACAUAGCACCCAAGAAGAACCCGGAAACACGUGAACAGAGGCUGCGCAAUGGCAUUAUUGUGUCCGGCGGCGCGAAGAAGGCACUCGUUCCCGUGGAUAACGAUGAGAGUUAUGGCUAUUCGUACCGAGAGAGGCUGCCGAAUGGUCAGAGAGUUAAGCGCGAUUUGACCAAACAGCAGCCAACACUUGCCAGCAACAAGGCACGUCGCAAGAGUCAGAAGCAAGCAACUGUGUAUGAGGAAGUGGAUAUCGGCUCUGACGACGAUGUCGGUGUGGGGGAGGAGAACUCGUUUGUUGCGAUCAACAGUACUGCCGGGCGGAACAGGCGGUCGCUGCCGGGUUAUUUGCAGAAUCGACAUGAAGACGGCGAUCCGGAUGCUCCAAAUAAGCUCCCCGACGACAUUCGCGACCGGUCACAGAAGCAACGACCUAGCUCUACCCAACGAAAGCGCCAAAGUGCGACUGGGCCGGACGCCCAGCUGAUACAGGAGACAGAGGACACCGCUUCAGCGUCUGCCGAUCCUUCGCCUGCGAAGAACUCUCCUCAACCCGCCGCACCCUCGUCCAAGAAGGCCGGCCGUCCCUCUUUUGGCGGCAAAGGGCCUGCGAUGCGCCCAUCAACUGUUAGUGAGCCUAUCACGAUCGAUGACAACGGUGAAAGCAGCGACGACGAUUUUCUCGACGAAGCUAUCAGCGAAGCUGCCAACGGCGAAGGAAUUCCAUCGAACGGUCUGCCAACCACAAACGGAUAUGCGUCUCAUUCAACAUCCUCGUCGAAGCCCAAGGGUCGGCCUUCGCAAGCAUUACCAUCGCAGGCAGAAUUGGCAGCAAAGCAGGCAGCAGAGGAAGCCCAGAAGCAAGCUCUGAUGCAAGCUGCUGAACAAGCCGAACAACAACGUGAACGGGACGAGGCCAACAGGCUCGCCAAGUUACAGGCGUUGCAAAUGCUCGAGAGCGGAGGCGACAUGGACUUGGAUGCUCUCGACAACAAUCGCGCGGGAGGAGGCGUCGAGUUUGCAGACCAAUUUGAGGACGAGAGCGAUGAUGGUGCAGACGAGAUCCCAGCACGCCCAGUCAAGGUCUGAUGAAUGCGAUGUCCAUUGCACUCUACAGUUGUAUUCCCUCAUUGGCAGCAUAGCGGUUUGGAAGCGAGAGUAUAGCUUGCAUUACCUUCAAGUCACUACUAUUUGGCAGAGCGUUUGUUUCUAUCCCUAGAGUAGUUAUUGAAAAGGACUGAUGCAGUUGUAUGUGUUGCAGAUUUCACUGUAUCAGUGCAGAGAUAGUCUGUAUCUCGCACUUGGCUUCAUCAUCAUAUACUCUCCAUGCCC